Molecule: messenger RNA, 1851 nt
Organism: Spodoptera exigua (beet armyworm)
Lineage: Eukaryota; Metazoa; Arthropoda; Insecta; Lepidoptera; Noctuidae
Source: the annotation of a GenBank genome assembly
UAUAAAAAAAAGUAAAUUCGUAUCGGGUCGGUCGUAUCGCGUAUGACUUUGAUAUCAGAUUCCAAUAAAGCGAAUUUAAUAAAUCAGUGAUUUUAGUAGUAAAAUCGACGCAUGAUAUAUCUGUUUGUCUAAAAUGGCGACACCAGCGGACGUGAGAGCGAUAUUCGAGGCGCGAUUAAAAGAAACAUCACCACCUCCGGAUUUUCAUCCACUUGACUUGGAACGAGCAAAAGAUGAGAAAUACUUGAAAAGAGUGCUACAGCAUAUGGAUAAAGACGCGAAAGAAGCAGCGAACAUGCUCUGGGACAUCUGUGUUUGGCGUAAAUCCGUCGGUGCGAACGACAUUAACGAGUCGAACAUAAGACUUGAUUACGUGAAGGAAGGAGUUUUUUUCACGCACGGAAGAGAUAUAGACGGUAGUCUUUUGUUAAUUUUUAAAGCUAAAAUGCAUGUUAAAGGCCAGAAAGACUAUGAGGAGAUAAAGAAAAUACUCAUUUAUUGGUUUGAUCGCGUUGAAAGAGAGGAGGGCGGAAAACGCAUCACUUUGUUCCUGGAUAUGGAAGGUAGUGGGUUGGGAAAUAUGGAUAUGGAGUUAGUCAAGUACUUGAUAACACUCUUUAAGCUAUAUUACCCCUACUUUUUGAAUUAUAUAGUCAUUUAUCAGAUGCCCUGGGUCUUGUCAGCUGCCUUUAAGGUUGUGAAGACCUUGCUACCAGCUAAAGCUGUGGAGCGUAUGAAGUUUGUUACUAAGGAUACAUUAAAGGAUGUUGUGGCUCCGGAACAGGCUCUGGUCAGCUGGGGUGGUAAGGAUAACUAUGUCUUUGAAUUCAUUCCGGAGAAUAGAUCGGAACACACUCCGAAGAAAGUUACUUUUGCUGAGCAAGGAGACAGUCAGCAUUCUCCUGGUGAGAUGCUCCGACUCGUUCCAAACGAUACAAUUGUCUUUAAAACUGAAGGCGAUGAAAUUUCGGGACAAUUUACUAUAACGAACAUGGAUGAUAGUGCUGUGUCUUUCAAAAUCCGAACGACAGCCCCAGAGAAGUUUAGAGUAAGACCAAGCUCUGGUACGCUGGCCAGCGGAGCCUCUCAAACCGUUUUAAUUGUCGUCCAACCAGGAAUACAUCUUCGGACCGUAACUAAAGACAGAUUUUUAGUUAUGUCUAUCCAAAUACCAAAGACUGAUGUUACACCAAAAGAAUUGACAGAAAUCUGGCAAUCCUCCACUGGAAGCAAAACUGAUGAAUACCGUCUCAAAUGCCAGUUCCCUGAGAAAGAUAUACCAAAGAACGGCAAUAUUGUUGAAGGAAAAUCUCUAGAUAAGUCUGAUUCUGCGACUUCAGCGUUGAGCAACCUCGAAAAGAACUAUGCAAAGCUGCACCGAGACUUGAAACAACUGAAGUUGCUGCAAUUCGUUACUUUAACAAUGACCGUACUGGUUGCGGUACUCGGUUAUUUGUUAUAUGAGAAUAUGGUUGAAGAGAAUCGGUACUGUGAACGUAUGUAGCUGUUACAGAAUGUGGUGUCCAACGCCACUUUCAAAAUAGACUACGUAAUGGCUAUUUUUGCUACUCUACUCUCUAUUAAUGUGUUGCUAUAUAUCAUGUAUAGUAAAUUAGUCUAUAAAGUAAGUCUUUUAUAUGUGCGUUAACUUUUCGGUUGUGGGUGGUGUUUUACGGACCUUCUCGGUAAUCAGUGGACUUGUGGUGGCAACGUCUAAAGUGAUUGAAAUGUGAAAUAAUGCACUUAAUUGGACCAUUCCGUUGUCUGUUGUGAUAUUCUUCUUCUUGUAAACGAAGCGUUUUGGAAAAGUUCAUCAAGCAUAUUUGUGAAGCCAGCUUUCUUCUAAUUUUG